Molecule: messenger RNA, 492 nt
Organism: Encephalitozoon romaleae SJ-2008
Lineage: Eukaryota; Fungi; Microsporidia; Unikaryonidae
Exons: 1
Coding region: 1-492 (163 amino acids)
Source: RefSeq, a predicted model, not a curated record
AUGGAGCAGAAAUUUUACGGGGAUGAUAUUAAGUCUGUCAACGAUGACUUAAACGAAGCUAGAUCUUCUAUGCAGAAUGAGAUCCUCGAUAUAAAGAGCGAUUUAUUGUCCGUGUAUCUUAUGAAUCUUGUCAUAUACAAGGAAAUGAAUGAGGAAGAUAGGGCCGGAAGUUCAGUGGAGGAGAUGCUGGCCAAGACAAGCAUUCUUCUUGAAAAAAUAUGUUAUAUGGAGAACAAGGCCUUGGCACUUGCCAAGAUGCCACCGAACGAUGAACAUAAAAGUUGUGAAAGGAAAGAGGAUUCCGAAGAAUGUGGAAAAAGAAUUAUAACGGACAAGAUGAAGAAGAACAAGUUUGUCAAAAAAAGAAAUAUAGAGGACAGAAUACCAAGGCUUAAGUACAAAAACAAGGCCAGAAAGCUUUCUGAAAUGGCAGAGGUCAAGCAUGAUGGAAACAUAGACAUUAAGAGACCCAGCUUUAAUAAAUUUAACUAG